This is a messenger RNA of Botrytis cinerea B05.10, 1922 nucleotides long. RefSeq lists its product as hypothetical. Lineage: Eukaryota; Fungi; Ascomycota; Leotiomycetes; Helotiales; Sclerotiniaceae. Gene Ontology annotation, molecular function: zinc ion binding; oxidoreductase activity. The transcript has 4 exons. The coding region runs from base 703 to 1836 and encodes 377 amino acids. The record is from RefSeq and is a predicted model, not a curated record.
GAUAGGGGUACCUAUAUUGAGACUAGCCUGAUUGAAUGUUUAUAAGGUUUAGCUUUAGCCUUUUGAACUCAACGAACCUGUAAGUAAAAGCUGGAACGGACGCCUAAUCACGUUAAGCUCAAGUCACUGUAAUUACAUGGGGCAAGUGGAACAUAAACUUUAAUAAUCAGCUAACUUGCUCUUGGCCUCUAAGGGCAGCUUAGCCAAGCCGGCAUUACCAACUUUACUACUGACAUCAGAUUUCAAUAUUUAACCUUUAUCAAUUCAGCAAUUAAAAAUGUCAUGUGUACCCCGUCCCGAAUGACGAUGCCAUUAGCCAAAAAUGAUGGUUGACAUACCUGACACCUCUUCAAGACUUUUCGAGAAGGACGGCUUUCAACAGAUGGAAAACCCCCCUACGCAGCUUUAUACCAUAUUAGAUCCGAGCAGACAUCUCCACACUUGCCGGUUUGAAGUCCGUGGCUGGAGCUUGCAGAAUUGUCCCCAUUUCGGCUCUAUUAUAAGGUUCAAUAAUGACGUGUAUCUUAUCAGAAAUAUAUACUCAAAGAUCAGACAAACCAGGCUAUACAAGCAAUUUCGGGACUUGAUAACGGCAGAUAUAUUCAAGGAGACUUCUAACAUGACGUUGUGAGGUAUAAAGAGGAUGAAAAGUCUUCUGACUUUCUUUUUGCACAUCACAAUCAACAGUAUUUGCUUAUCAAAAUGGCCCUCAACGCGACAAUGCGUGCUAUUCUCUGGGCGGGCAUUCCCUUUCAGAUGAACGUCACGAGUAUUCCUAUGCCAACCAUUCAAAGCCCUACCGACACAAUCGUCAAAAUCACCACGGCAGGCAUUUGUGGCACCGAUCUUCAUGUGUAUCAUGGAGUAUAUGGUAGCGCCGACGUACCAUAUACCAUUGGCCAUGAAGGUGUUGGGGUAGUUGUUGAAGUUGGCAGUGCUGUCUCCAAUUUCCAAGUGGGUGACAGAGUGAUCAUUCCAGACAGUGUGGAUGAUAAGGGCCUUUUGGAAGUAAACCGAGUAUCAUAUGGCCUGGGUAGUGAGUACGGCGAUGCGGGCGGUCUUCAAGCGGAGUAUGCCCGCGUUCCAUAUUCGGACGCCAACCUCAUGGCUAUUCCAUCAACAAAUGGUACUAACACCGCUGAAUAUGAUAAUGAUUAUCUCCUUGUGGGAGAUAUCUGGGGCACCGCUUGGGGUGCAAUUGACUAUUCUGGUUUCCAGCCAGGUGACUCUGUAGCAGUGUUUGGCGCUGGGCCUGUGGGGCUUCUCGCUGCAUACUCUGCCAUACUCCGCGGUGCAUCCCGAGUUUACUCUGUAGAUCACGUUCCAGAGCGACUUGCUAUUGCAGAAUCCAUUGGAGCAGUUCCGAUCAACUUCAACAAUUCGGACCCCGUUCAGCAGAUCAUAGCGCAAGAGCCAGGUGGUGUGAUGCGCAGUCUCGACUGCGUUGGUUACGAGGCAGUCGAUAUUCAAGGACAGCCGCGUGAGAACGAAGUUAUUCGAAACAUGAUCGCUGUCACAGCUGCGGGCGGUGGCUUGGGACAAAUUGGAAUAUUCGGAUCGGCGACCAACUCAACUGGAACACCUCUCGCAGACACUUUGUCACACAGUAUCAAUUUCCCUAUGGCAGACUUCUUCGGCAAGUCUCUCACUAUGAGAAGUGGGCCGGUUGCACUUGAGUCACUUGCCCCUGGUCUUAUUCAGCUGAUAUCGAGUGGUCGUGCACGCCCAAGCUUCAUCGUCAGCUCUACGAUCGGUAUCGAAGAGGCGCCCGAAUACUUCGCUCGGUUUAACGAUCAUCUGGAGACUAAGGUAGUGAUUAGAUUUCCAGAUCCUUGAGUAAACAACCUAGGCUGUUCCUAUGGCGGCAGAAUCCGUGGUAAACGAAGUGAUUGCUUUGUCAAUUAUAAUAUAAUCUAAGGGCA